Molecule: messenger RNA, 314 nt
Organism: Puccinia graminis f. sp. tritici CRL 75-36-700-3
Lineage: Eukaryota; Fungi; Basidiomycota; Pucciniomycetes; Pucciniales; Pucciniaceae
Product: alphaK I19
Exons: 2
Coding region: 1-243 (80 amino acids)
Source: RefSeq, a predicted model, not a curated record
AUGAGGAGAGCCUUUGAGGUGACUGUGAGAACCAUUGCAAGUGAUGGAUCAGUCAAAUUGGUCAACUACGUCGCAAAGAUACGAUUCCAAGACGGGGCACCCAACAUUUCACACUACGACAGUGAUGCACUUAUGUAUGAAGGGAGUGCACUCCUCUUGGAUGAAUUCAAGAAGAUCUUACCUGGAUGCCGAGGGCUGCGUGAGGUGUAUCUAAAGAAAGGCCAACUAAUGGAGAUUGUUUGACAUGCAGUAGUUGUCUGUGGUGAAAUUAACCUGCCUAGUGAGGUUUACUUCUUGGAAGUAGCAUUAGUGGG